Messenger RNA from Trichosurus vulpecula (common brushtail), 6321 nucleotides. It is a transcript of the gene GTF3C4, whose product is annotated as general transcription factor IIIC subunit 4. Gene Ontology annotation, cellular component: transcription factor TFIIIC complex. NCBI's taxonomy places the organism in Eukaryota, Metazoa, Chordata, Mammalia, Diprotodontia, Phalangeridae. Gene Ontology annotation, biological process: transcription initiation at RNA polymerase III promoter. Gene Ontology annotation, molecular function: histone acetyltransferase activity; protein binding. The transcript is spliced from 5 exons. Bases 42 to 2531 code for a protein of 829 amino acids. The record is from RefSeq and is a predicted model, not a curated record.
GUUAGCGCGUCCCCGGCUCAGGCCUUACCGCUCCAGGAAAGAUGUCGGGGUCCGACGAGCCCCGGGUGAUGUCCUCGGCGGAUGAGGCUGAGCCGCAGGAGGAGGAGGAAGAGGAGGAAGAAGAAGGAGAAGGGAAGAAGAGAGAGAAGGAGCCGGCGGCUGCGGCUCCCGGGGCAGCCGGGGCGGCGGGGCCCAGCGCCGGCUUCGGGCUGGUGGCGGCGCGGCGGGAGCCGGCCGUGAAGCUGCAACACCCGGUCAGCGGCCUGGAGCCGCUCUCCUGGUCCGAGGACCACCGGGUGUCGGUCUCCACUGCCCGCAGCAUCGCAGUGCUGGAGCUCAUCUGCGACGUGCACAGCCCGGGCCAGGACCUGGUCAUCCAUCGCACCUCGGUGCCCGCCCCGGCCAACAGCUGCCUGCUCAAGGUUGGUUCAAAAAAGGAGGUUGCUGAAUGUAAGGAGAAAUUUGCCACCUCUAAGGACCCCACAGUCAGUCAGAGCUUCAUGCUAGAUAGGGUGUUCAAUCCUGAAGGAAAAUCUUUGCCACCAAUGAGAGGAUUCAAGUACACCAGCUGGUCCCCAAUGGGCUGUGAUGCUAAUGGGAGAUGCCUGUUGUCAGCAUUGACCAUGGACAAUCGAUUGACCAUCCAGGCUAACCUCAACAGACUGCAGUGGGUACAGCUAGUUGAUCUAACUGAGAUCUAUGGAGAGCGCCUUUAUGAGACCAGCUAUAAGCUCAACAAAAAUGAAGCCCCCGAAGGAGAUCUUGGGGAUUUUGCAGAGUUUCAGAGGAGACACAGCAUGCAGACGCCAGUACGGAUGGAGUGGUCAGGCAUUUGCACCACCCAGCAGGUCAAACACAAUAAUGAAUGCCGUGAUGUUGGCAGUGUUCUUCUGGCAGUCCUUUUUGAAAAUGGAAACAUUGCAGUGUGGCAGUUUCAGCUCCCAUUUAUUGGCAAGGAAUCCAUCUCUUCAUGCAACACAAUUGAAUCAGGGAUUACCUCUCCUAGCGUUUUGUUUUGGUGGGAGUAUGAACACAAUAACCGAAAGAUGAGUGGGCUCAUUGUGGGGAGCGCUUUUGGGCCUGUUAAAAUUCUUCCUGUUAACCUCAAAGCAGUUAAAGGCUACUUUACAUUAAGGCAACCUGUUAUUCUAUGGAAGGAAAUGGACCAGUUGCCAGUGCACAGCAUUAAAUGUAUUCCUCUUUAUCAUCCUUACCAGAAAUGUAGUUGUAGCUUAGUGGUGGCUGCUAGGGGAUCCUAUGUGUUUUGGUGUCUUCUUCUGAUAUCCAAAGCAGGUCUGAAUGUCCAUAAUUCCCAUGUCACAGGACUCCAUACACUACCAAUUGUUUCCAUGACCGCAGACAAACAAAAUGGUACAGUAUACACAUGCUCAAGUGAUGGAAAGGUGAGGCAGCUGAUUCCCAUUUUUACAGAUGUUGCAUUGAAGUUUGAGCACCAACUGAUUAAACUAUCAGAAGUAUUUGGCUCAGUAAGGACUCAUGGGAUAGCGGUAAGCCCCUGUGGUGCGUACCUGGCAGUCAUUACAACUGAGGGCAUGGUCAAUGGUCUCCACCCUGUUAAUAAAAACUACCAGGUUCAGUUUGUAACUCUCAAAACAUUUGAAGAAGCAGCAGCUCAGCUCUUAGAGUCUUCAGUUCAAAACCUCUUUAAGCAGGUAGACUUAUUAGACCUGGUACGCUGGAAAAUUUUGAAAGAUAAACAUAUCCCUCAGUUUUUACAAGAAGCCUUGGACAAGAAAAUUGAAGGUUCCGGGUCUACUUACUUUUGGCGUUUUAAACUUUUCCUCUUGAGGAUUUUAUACCAGUCAAUGCAGAAAACCCCCUCAGAGGUCUUAUGGAAGCCCACCCAUGAGGACAGCAAAGUCUUAAUAACUGACUCCCUUGGGCUGGGCCAUGCCGAGGAGGAACAACAGGAAGAAGGAACUUCUUUCAAACAAACAAGCAAGCCAGGUGGUCAUGAGAGAAACAAAGAAAGAGAUGCUGAAGAUGGAGCUGACAGCUCACCCCUCCAGUCUGGAGAUGCAGGUCGUGAGCCAAUGGAAGAAAAGCUCCUUGAAAUCCAAGGAAGAAUCGAAGCUGUAGAAAUGCACUUAACUAGGGAGCACAUGAAGAGGGUGUUGGGGGAAGUAUACCUGCACACGUGGAUCACGGAGAACACUAGCAUCCCCACCAGAGGACUCUGUGACUUUUUAAUGUCUGAUGAAGGCUAUGAUGACAGAACAGCUCGGGUACUUAUUGGGCACAUCUCAAAGAAGAUGAACAAACAAACUUUCCCUGAACACUGCAGCUUGUGUAAAGAAAUUUUGCCAUUCACAGAUCGUAAGCAGGCAGUUUGCUCUAAUGGGCACAUUUGGCUUCGGUGCUUUUUAACCUACCAGUCCUGCCAGAGUUUGAUAUACAGAAGGUGUUUGCUUCAUGACAGCAUUGCACGACAUCCAACUCCAGAAGAUCCUGACUGGAUAAAGAGGUUAUUGCAAGGCCCUUGCCCAUUCUGCGACUCCCCUGUUUUCUAAAUGACAGUCAUGGGAAGAUGGAGAAGGCAAUUGUUUUGCUAUAAAAAAAAACUUCCUUUGCCUGAAAGGAAGAAAAAAAAAGCACAGGAGUAAACUUUACCUAGAUAAGAGGAGAGAUGCUGUCCUCAUUCCUAUAAAUAGGAAAUUGGAGACUCCUGUCUUAGAGGCUCAGUUCCCUCUUGUCUUGAGAGGUGGAAGUGCAUCUUUUUUAAUAUUUCUGGAUAAUGAGGAUUUGCUGAAGUAUUUUUGAGGUGACUGCAAGCCCCUCUUACCUAAUGGGCACUCUUAUUCGGCUUGCAUCUUUUGAUAGAAAACAGCCUGGACAAUAACCAUCUCCUAACAUUACUGGAAACCAGAUGGCUUCUUCGGACCAGCUUGGAAAUGCACCUCUUUUAGGCCAAGUUAAACUGGCCCCUUUUCUUCUUCUCUGACUGGAAUAGUCUCCUAGAUCUGGAGAGAGCUUCUGUCUUCUGAUGGCUGGCUUUUCACAGGUCCUAGCACCCAGCAUACCAUCAAAUGUUGAAGUAUCCUAAACUGUGUACAGUUUGUUUUGUUUUUUUUAGCAAGUGGCCUGCAUGCCUGCUGUAGCCCUUCAGAGAAAACAGAAAUUAGCAUUUUAGGCCUUGUUUUCUCUCAAAAUGAACAAACAUCAUCCUUUGCCUUUUGUGGUAAUACUGCAUUGAGACCAAAAGAUUGGUUUUGGUGUGCCAAAUGAGGAUCAGUUGGAUGGGACUCUUAUUGGUUAAUACUCACAUAUAACAUUUUUCAAUUAGCUAUUCUUCCCAUAUAAUCUGAUCACAUUAACCAACUCUUAAAAAUAUAUCAGGAUUCCAAGUAUUCAGUAUUCCUUCUUUCAUCCCAUUUUGGUUUUGAAGUAAAUUUAUUUAAGUGUUUAUAUUCUAGGCUCUUUGUUUUCUUUUGAAAGAAAGGAAAGAAAACCACUAUUGUAUUAACAUUAUUUUUAGUAGUUUUAAUUGUGUGCAUUCCUAAGCAAAACUUUUAGAAUCUAAGGGAGAGGUAUAAUAAAGAUGAUCAUAGAGAAUUCCUAAGAAAAGGGAAUCCUUGUCUGGGUUGCACUGAUGCCAAAUGUAUGUUCAGCCUAAUUGAAUAGAACCAGGUAACUUGUACCAGAUGCAAAAUUUCUAUAUCCUUUUAUAAACCAGGGUAAUAAAAUAAUACUUGUCCUUGUUAAAACACGAAAUAGGCAUUCUGGAAUUGUAGUAGGCUUGGAUAUGUGAAUUGAAUCAUUGGCUCUGGACUUAGUCCAUAAUUCAGUUAUCUUGAGGUGGCUCCCACUUGUGUUGAAAGAUGGGUGGGAAUAGUAAACAUUUAUUUCUUCGGUCAGAUGCUUUUGGCAAUAUUGUUACCUGUUUCUAUUGUAAAUCCCAUUUUUUUCUUCCUCCAGUUUGAUCUAUGGUAGACUGUCUAAUUUUGGUAAUUAGAUUUAGUUCUACAAUACUGUUUUUAGCUGUAAAGCACUACAGACUAAUGUUCUGUAUCCAUCUUGGCUAAUUUGAGUCAGAGAGCAGAGCACUUGAGCAUCCAAGGCGAUAUCUCCAGAGGCAAACACAUCCCUGGGAUAUCCUUCUGCCUAGCAAACUGGAUUUUAAUUCCUGGCCUCAAACUCUUGCUCACUGAAUACUUCUCCUCCUUGUCUGUAUCAUUUUGGGAGCAGUUCUAAGAAUAAUGCUUUUUACCAAGGCUUCAGGAUUUCAAACAAUGUGGUGAUUCACAGGAGAGAGAACUGGGAAGCCACAAAGUUCUUAAAAAAUAAAAACUUUGAGUGAACAAUCAUGUGGCUGAAGUGCCUACAGUAUUUUUUUUUUCCACUUGGCCACUGUAAGAAUCAUGUUAAUAAAGGAAUUAAGAUAAACCAUGGCAAGAAAUCGCUCAAGUCUUGUUUGUUUGGGGCAAACUGGUUUAUUGUGGCUGGUUGUUACCAUAUUAUUAAGUGCCAUUUAAAAGUUUGCCAUUUAAUGUUUAUUUAAAAUGUCUCUUAUUGUCAUUGUAUUUAAUGAACCAUGUUUUCUUGAGUACAAGAAAUCAAUUGAAAGAGAGUCCCAAGUUUCUUUGUGUGUCUUUUUAGAAAGCUAUUUUCCAGGUUGGUGAUACCUCAAACAGACCAACCAAUAUAUGUGACUAGGUCGUAGCGUUAAUUCUCCUUCAAUGGAGCCUUAUCUAAUGAGAAUCUUACCUCAUCUGGGAAGCCUGUCCCAGGGGAAUGUUGAAUUGUGGGGAAGAAAGGGAAAGGUUUGAGUUAAUAGUCCACCCUCACUUAGCAUCAUAAUGAUCCCAUGCUAUUAGAUAUAUUCUCUUCUGAGGGUCCGCUCAUCCUCACAGUAUCACUGAGGGACAAACUGGCAUUGCUGCCGCAUCUUUGGGGUUACUUUCAAAAUCUUAAAUCGGUGAAACCUUUUAAAAUGAAUGUCCAGGUGAACUCAACCAUUGACCUGGAAUUUUGAUCAUAUAUGUCACAUUGUUUACAGAGAAUGUGAGAAGUUUAUGGAGUCUUAGUUCAUAAAACAAACCUGUUCUAUCUGGCUCAAAUAUGACUGUAUAAUAACUGUAUUUCAGCACUGAAGAGGGUACUGGAGGUGAUAACUGCCGCAUUGCAUUUAAAAUGCACUAGCAAAGAUGACACGAAACUAGACCUUUCAGUUGAAACACUGUUGCAUUUUGGGAGUCUGAUAUCCACGUAUGUAUCACAUUUUCUCUGCCUGGGGUUAAUUUGUCCCUAUUAUCCUAGAUAAGUAAUUGAUAGCUUGUUAUGCUUGAUAUUCAUUCUGAAAUCCUCAUGUGUCCACCACUCAGACUUCAAGCAAUCUCUACCUAGUAUCAUAUCUGCCAAAACUACCAAUUAUUUUUCAUUGUCAGAAGUUAUUAGAACCAUUGACGAUGCUAGUGGUUGAAUGUGACAUUUUCUUCCUCUCCCCCUAAGUAGUUUAUCAGAAUGUUAAUGUUGUAGCAUGUGGGUUGGAUAUAUUAGCAAACUUAACAGGUUAAUUAGGUUAAAACAAUGUAAAGGGAUAAGGAUUAAAUAUUAAAUUGUAUUCUAUUCUAACUAUAAUAGCCUCAGAUAAGACUAUAGGGAGGGUGACACUUACUAGUGCUUGUUAAGAGACCUAAACUGAAAUGACGGAUUUGUAGAACAUCUGCUCAGAUUGUAGAAGUUGUACUAUCUGUUGAAUUGACUAUUAAUUCCUCCCUAGAUGAACUAGUGGCAUUGAUUGCUUUCCAAAAGGGCCAUGUCCAUCUUGCCUGCUGCUGGUUCCCCCUGCCCUUUUCUCCUUUCUUCCAAAGAAGAAUUCUUUAAUUUUUAGGUUUUGUGGUCAGUGUAACACAGAUUCAUAAAGCUAGCUAAACGAUUUUUAAGGGUUUUUUUUUUUAAUGUGACAAAAGGAGAAUUUCAAAAAACAGAUCACAUAAUAAAAGCUCUCCCCCCUUUUAAAAAACUAUAAUUCAAUGGCAAUAUUUCUUUGGGGGGAGGAAUUCAUUAUUAAUAAUUUAAAUAUUCUCUGUUUUUCUUCAAAAUAUUGUUUAAUAUGUUACCCUUCCCUGGAGUAUUUCUCUUUUAAUUGGGGAACAGUACUUUCACUAAAAAGAAUGAAAUUCCAAGCUAACUGCAGGCAUCAGGGCCAGACCAUGGUGGGAGCUCUUCCUGGUUUGCGUACAAACCAUAUCCUAUAGGUAGCGGCCUAUGCAGCAGGACAGUCAGGUCCUUCCUGUAGUCAGUGUACUAAAACACUAUCCCUUCAAAGAGUGAUUAUGGGGGGCAGCUAGGUGGCACAGU